Molecule: messenger RNA, 1653 nt
Organism: Colletotrichum graminicola M1.001
Lineage: Eukaryota; Fungi; Ascomycota; Sordariomycetes; Glomerellales; Glomerellaceae
Product: cytochrome P450
Exons: 3
Coding region: 1-1653 (550 amino acids)
Molecular function (GO): oxidoreductase activity, acting on paired donors, with incorporation or reduction of molecular oxygen; iron ion binding; heme binding
Source: RefSeq, a predicted model, not a curated record
AUGACGGCCAGGCUCGAAGACUUCACCAACCCGCUGUGGCUCAGCAAAUUGCAAGAGUCUCAGGAGCUCGUCCUCGCUCUUACAGCUUUGGCAGUCGCAGGGCUGACCUAUCUCAUCUAUAAUGUCGCCUUCAAGACAGACAUUUCCUACAUCAAAGGCCUGCCAGAGAUCCCUGGGGCGCUGCCCGUCUUUGGUCACUUGUUACAGCUCGGCCAAGACCACGCCACUGUGUGCGAGAAAUGGUGGCGCCAGUACAACCAGUCCGUCUAUCAGAUCAAGCUGGGCAACACGCGUGCCGUUGUGGUCAACUCGUUUGAGGACUGCAAGAAGAUGCUGCUCGGAAACCAGAACGCCGUCAUUGACAGGCCCACACUCUACACCUUUCAUGGAGUCAUCAGCAGCACACAGGGCUUCACCAUCGGCUCGUCUCCAUGGGAUGAGUCGUGCAAGAAGAAGCGCAAGGCCGCAGGCACUGCGCUAGGAAGGGCGUCUCUGCGCAACUAUCACCCCAUGUUCGACCUGGAAAGCUACUGCAUCCUCCGGGACCUGAAGAGAGAUAGCCAGAACGGCGCUCUUGAAAUCAGUGUUCGGCCCUACAUUCAGCGGUAUGCGCUCAACACGACCCUCACCCUGUGCUACGGCAUUCGCAUGGACGCAGUGUACGACGAACUCCUCCGGGAGAUUCUGUACGUCGGUUCGGCCAUCUCCCUACUUCGCAGCGCGUCGGAGAACAUGCAGGAUUAUGUACCUAUCAUGCGAUAUUUCCCCAACAACGAGAAGAACAAGCGGUCCAAGGAACUCCGCGACCGUCGCGACACGUACCUCAACCUGUUGUUGGACAAGGUCCGCGAAAUGAUCAAGCUUGGCACCGAUAAGCCUUGCAUUUCCGCCGCCAUUCUCAAGGACGAGGAAACGAAGCUCACGGGUGUCGAAGUGUCCUCCAUCUGUCUGUCACUUGUCUCGGGCGGUUUCGAGACGAUCCCGGGAACGCUGACGUCGGCUAUCGGAUCUCUCAGCACCCCCGAGGGCCAGAUCUGGCAGGACCGCGCGUACGAGGACAUCAAGCGGUAUUACCCGGACAUGCGCGAAGCCUGGUCUUCCAGCAUCUCCGAAGAAAAGGUCCCUUAUCUCAAUGCCAUUAUAAAGGAGGCCGGUCGGUUUUACACCGUCAGCGCCAUGAGCCUGCCUCGCAAGACCGUUACAGAGGUGAAUUGGAACGGGGCCAAGAUCCCGGCCAAGACGAUGAUUCUCAUCAACGCCCAAGCCGGAAACCACGAUGUCGACCAUUUUGGCCCUGAUGCCGGCAAGUUUGACCCGGAGCGCUGGUUGUCCUCCUUGGACCCCCCAACCGAGCGCGAGUCCGUCGGGCUAAACCACCUCAGCUUCGGCGCCGGCUCGCGUGCAUGUUCGGGUCAGCACAUUGCGCACCGCCUUCUGUACACGGCGCUGCUGAGGCUCCUCGCGUCGUACAAGAUUGUGGCAAGCGAGGCGGAACAGCCCAACACGGACUACGUUGACUACAAUCAGUGCAAGUCGGCGCUGGUGGCGAUUCCACGCAACUUCAAGGUGAAGCUCGUACCAAGGGAUGUUGAUGUAACGGAGGAGUGUUUGAGGCUAGCAGAGGAGAGGACGAGAGAUCACUACAAGGAGUAA